CAGUAGUAAACAAAUAUGGCAUCUACACUGAUUUCCCGCCAUUGGCUGUUACUAACCGCUUGUUGUGUCAGAGAAAUUGCGGAGCCCAGCUUUGGAGCUCAAAGUAAUGUUUACAUAUUAUAUUGUUGUGCGGAAGAGUGCCGGGUAGUCAGACAGAUGAUGAAAAUUUAGUUAACGUUACUACUCGUCGAAACUCAUAGCACCAGCAGCGCUUGAUGUUCAAAACGCAAUUGUUGACGCGUGCGAAAAACGACCAGCUGGUACUAGUGUAAUUAUGAUGCACUUGGAAGAUUUUUUCACUUAGAUCAUUGUUUAUUUCAUGCAGUGAGUGUGUGAUUCUUGAAAUUUUGUUUGAAAGUUCAUAUAAUUUCACAUCUAACGUAUUACGUGAUAGUAUACCUGUAACUGAACACUGAAGACGUUUGGACCCUUACCAAAGACUAAGUGGAAAAAAACAAUGGAUAAUAAAGUUUAGGCUUGCUGAACGCAAGCGUACGUAAAUGCAAAUUUAGUCCGAUGGCGACGUCGUUCUUGAUUCAAGGGGCCGAGGCUAAGGUGUACGAAGGUACCUUUUGUGGUCGGCCAGCGAUUUUUAAACAAAGAUUCGUUAAGACAUACCGCCUGCCCCAGCUGGACGAACAUCUUACCAAGGAGCGUAUGAAGAACGAAGCGCGAAGUUUACUUCGUUGCCGGCAAGCGGGAGUGAAAGUUCCAGCUCUCUACCACUGUAACCUUCAAAAAAGAAUCUUAGUCACUGAAAAACUGCUCGGACAAACUCUAAGAGAAUGCCUAAAGGACUUAGAGGUCGACUCAAAAUAUGAUGCGAUCGACAAAUUGCUUCAAAAGGUGGGUGAAAUCAUUGGGCUAAUGCACAAAAGUCACAUCGUGCAUGGAGAUUUGACCACUUCCAAUUUCAUCACAUUGCUUUUGCCGUCGACAACAGAAGAACCCAAUGUAGCGGUCAUCGAUUUAGGUCUUAGUGGAGUAUCAGAAAAGGUCGAAGAGAAGGCUGUCGAUCUUUACGUAUUGGAAAGGGCAUUCGCCAGUACACAUUCACUUCUUGAAGAUAGAUUUAAGGAAGUUUUAGUUGGAUACCGUCAUGCUAUGGGGAAUAAACCAGGAGGAGCAGUUUUAGUCAAACUCGAGGAGGUAAAGAUGCGUGGACGUAAAAGGACCAUGGAAGGCUGAACGAUAGUACAUAAGUGAGUCUAUAGGUUCAUAGUGUGAAAAGGUUUAUUUUCUAUUCAUUAAUGCCAUAUUAAUA
Molecule: messenger RNA, 1264 nt
Organism: Varroa destructor (honeybee mite)
Lineage: Eukaryota; Metazoa; Arthropoda; Arachnida; Mesostigmata; Varroidae
Gene: Tcs5
Product: TP53 regulating kinase
Biological process (GO): protein phosphorylation
Cellular component (GO): nucleus; cytosol; EKC/KEOPS complex
Molecular function (GO): protein serine/threonine kinase activity; ATP binding
Source: RefSeq, a predicted model, not a curated record